AUGAACGAAAAUUUAUUCGCUUCAUUCAUUGCCCCCACAAUCCUAGGCUUACCCGCCGCAGUAUUAAUUAUCCUACUUCCCCCUCUACUGAUCCCCACCUCCAAAUAUCUCAUCAACAACCGACUGAUUGCCACCCAACAGUGACUAAUCCAACUAACCUCAAAACAAAUAAUAACUAUACAUAACGCCAAGGGACGAACCUGAUCCCUUAUGUUAAUAUCAUUAAUUAUUUUUAUUGCCACAACCAACCUCCUCGGACUCUUGCCCCACUCAUUCACACCAACUACCCAGCUAUCUAUAAACCUGGCCAUAGCCAUCCCCCUGUGAGCAGGCGCAGUAACUACAGGCUUUCGCUCCAAGACUAAAAAUGCCCUAGCCCACCUACUACCACAAGGCACCCCUACACCCCUUAUCCCUAUACUAGUCAUCAUUGAAACCAUCAGCCUAUUCAUCCAACCAAUAGCCCUAGCUGUACGCCUAACCGCUAACAUCACUGCAGGUCACCUACUUAUGCACCUAAUCGGAAGCGCCACACUAGCAAUAUCAACUACCAAUCUUCCCUCAACACUCAUUAUCUUUACAGUCCUAAUUUUAUUAACUAUACUAGAAAUCGCUGUCGCCCUCAUCCAAGCCUACGUUUUCACACUUUUAGUGAGCCUCUACCUGCACGAGAACACAUAA
This is a messenger RNA of Gorilla gorilla gorilla (western lowland gorilla), 681 nucleotides long. The record is from the annotation of a RefSeq genome assembly. Lineage: Eukaryota; Metazoa; Chordata; Mammalia; Primates; Hominidae.